CCAUCGAGGUAUAAGGAUUGAGAUGCACAUUUUGAGCAUUUAAUUGCGCGACUGUCUCCAACAUUCAGCAUAUCAUAAAUCAGAUAUACAACCCACUGUUAUUUAAGCUGACUUGCUUUCGUGGUAUAGCACCGUCCGCCAGUAUUUUGUCAGUUAAAGUUAGCUAUAGCCAGCUAAUGCUCGACCUCCGUUAAGUGGACAUGUUCAAAGUUAAAAUACUAUUGAUUGGUCCUAAUGAGAGUGGGAAAACAGUUCUUGCCAAUUUUCUCGCAGACACAACUGCGGAAAAUGUGGGAGGCGAAUACAGACCUACUCAAGGAGUCAGGAUACUGGAAUUUGAAUCGAAACUUGAGGGCGGCAGUGACAACAAGGCAUGUGAGCUUGAACUUUGGGACUGUUCAGGGGAUUUCAAAUUUGAAUCAUGCUGGCCUGCACUCAUGAAGGACUCCAGUGGUGUGAUGAUCAUUUUUAAUCCAGAUGUUCCAAGUCACCUUAAAGAAGUAGAGACCUGGCAUUCAAUGUUCAUCUCCUCCCAGGGUUUGCAGGACAGCCAGUGUCUGCUGAUGGCUCACCAUAAGCCCGGCUGUGCAGUAGAAGGACGGCUGUCUUUAGGUAAUCCCCUUGCACAUCACAAAGGUAUUGUAUGAACUACGCUUAUUAUUUCUAAGCUAAAGUUCAUUCUUCUCUAUGCAGCCCCGCAUUUGAGCAGACUUCCACUUAUUCACUCCAACCUGGAGGAGGAGCCAGAGGAUGUGAGGAAAGCUUUCCGCAGAUACUUGGGAAAAGUUUUAAAUGUACUUUCGGAAAGUCGAGAGCGAGAGGAGAUGUCUAUUAUUACAUAGAAAAUAUGCAGCUUAACGAGGUUUGUUGGCAUUUGCAAACGCUCUUCAAGUGACAUGAAGGGACACUUCUCAUUUGUAAGUUAUUAAUUAUUCAGCUUUGUAGAAAAUGUAG
Molecule: messenger RNA, 954 nt
Organism: Scomber japonicus (chub mackerel)
Lineage: Eukaryota; Metazoa; Chordata; Actinopteri; Scombriformes; Scombridae
Gene: ift22
Product: intraflagellar transport 22 homolog (Chlamydomonas)
Exons: 4
Coding region: 201-647 (148 amino acids)
Biological process (GO): intracellular protein transport
Cellular component (GO): endomembrane system
Molecular function (GO): GTPase activity
Source: RefSeq, a predicted model, not a curated record